This is a messenger RNA of Monodelphis domestica (gray short-tailed opossum), 1247 nucleotides long. RefSeq names its product calcitonin gene-related peptide 1. Gene Ontology annotation, biological process: adenylate cyclase-activating G protein-coupled receptor signaling pathway; regulation of cytosolic calcium ion concentration. Gene Ontology annotation, cellular component: extracellular region. NCBI's taxonomy places the organism in Eukaryota, Metazoa, Chordata, Mammalia, Didelphimorphia, Didelphidae. Gene Ontology annotation, molecular function: calcitonin receptor binding; hormone activity. The record is from RefSeq and is a predicted model, not a curated record.
AGGGACCCCACCAUCUCAGAGGUUGGGAAAGGGACGGCUGCCUGCGCUCAGUCCUGUGAUAACUAGCCUUACCUUGACUCCAAUCCUCCCUGGAGCCCAGAGGAAGCCUAUGAAUGAAGAGAUGCCUGGCACGUUUUGUGAAUGGGAUACUGGAAUGACUGGAGGCUGACGUAAUUUGAGCACCUAGGCUUUCAAGUCCUACCUCAGAUUGGGUGGAUUGGUCAAGAGGCUUUCUGAUUGGCUGGCAAGAGCUUUUCAACCGCCUACACUCAUCUGCCUGGCGGUAGAUAUAAACCAUGAAGGCUUCAGCAUUGGACAGCAACAGGAUUAGAAGCUCAACUCCAGCAGAAACCUGCCUCUCAGCUACCAGGGCUGCAGUUCUUCAGGAAACCUUGCUUCCCCAGAGGACGAGAUGAUCCUCCUAAAGCUCUCUUCCUUCUUGGCUUUCUUUGCCUUGGUUGUGUGCCAGAUGGACAGCCUCCAGGCUGCUCCAUUCAGGCCUGGUUUUGAGUCUGCCAUGCCAGACCACGUGACUCUCAGUGAUGAUGAAGCUCGGCACCUGCUGAAUGCUUUGGUGAAGGAGUUUGUGCAGAUGAAAGCUGACGAGCUGGAUCAGGUGACUGAGGACAACAGCCUGAACAGACCUAGAUCUAAGCGGUGCAGUAAUCUGAGUACCUGUUUGCUGGGCAAGCUCUCGCAGGAACUGCACAGGCUGCAGACUUACACUCGAACUGACGUCGGGGCCCGAACUCCUGGCAAGAAACGAGAUGUUCUGAGCGACCUGGAGAAUGACCGUUAUGCCAACUAUGAGGAUGCCCUGGGGAGCAACUAGACUCGCUUGGCUUUCUGCCUUUCCCUGUGUCAUCUUCUUAACUUCCUUUCUAAUUUCCUUCCUCCUUAACUUGCUUCCUUUCGGGCUUUACCUUGAUGCAUGUAUUAUUAUUUUUCUAACCCAUGAUUGCUGAUUCUGCUGUGUUCAUUAGAUAUAACUGCCGACAGAGAAUGUUUGAGACUCUGAAGGGAGAAGGGCAAAGAUUAUGCACAGAGCAGUCCAGGUUGUGUGUGUGGGGAGCAUUCAGACUUCUAUCUAAUGGGUGAAUCAAUUGAAAGAGCUACUAGAGGGUACCACUCGUUGUCUAGGACCUUUCCCUUCCAAAGGACACUCUCCGGUUCAGGUUGCCAAGUGUACCCAUGAGCACAGCUGCCAUGCUUAGCCAUGUUGAAUAAACCUAUUUUUUUGAAAAGGC